Molecule: messenger RNA, 269 nt
Organism: Serpula lacrymans var. lacrymans S7.9
Lineage: Eukaryota; Fungi; Basidiomycota; Agaricomycetes; Boletales; Serpulaceae
Exons: 1
Coding region: 6-260 (84 amino acids)
Source: RefSeq, a predicted model, not a curated record
CUGCAAUGGCACAUGAUAGACACGCACCCAUCGUUCAGCCUACGCCCAGGCCAGGGAUUGAAUACAUAAGGGAUGAAGGUGGAUUGCCAAGCGCAAGGAGGAUCCCGGUGCAGCAUGGUUUGCCGUCCCCUACUCACCAAGUGGAUUCGCCCCAAGGAUCAAGCUAUUCUGAAGCUUCUCCGAUCGAUGAAUGGCAGAACCCACAGUACUAUAGCUCUAGAUCUGGUGGAGCCCAAGACCGAGGGAGGGGGCGGAUCUGAGUCUCACAG